UGUGGCAGGCGGGGUGUCGGGGGGGGGUCUCUCUGUGCCUCCGCGCUGAUGGGCUCAGCUUUAUCCAGGGUUGUAAUCCCCCCUGCUCCGGUAAUUAAAAACUCCGCAUUACAAGGAAAACGGUGUGCAGGGAAAUGUAAUCAAGUCUGGAGGGGCUUAACCAUCUGGUAAAGGUUAGGACCGGCACGGCGGGGGACGCGGCAGGGGGAUUUGGCAGCCGCUGCUAUCCGGGCUCCUCUUAAUCUACCGCGGUGCCAAGCGCAGCAUCUGCGGGGUAAUACCGGUGCCCCGGGAAGCGAUCGGUCUCGCUGGAGCUCGCACCGCCGUUAACGGGACCUCCCCGGGGCUAGCCCCCUCCCCAGGUGCGUUCAGCUCCGGUGAACCGGUUCUGCUGUGGCUCCGGGGCGAGAAUUAUAUCUCCUCCUCGGAGCCGGCAGGGAACGGGUUAAGUGGGAGCCGGUGGUCGCGGCUCGGCUCCCCCCAGCUCCGGGCAGAGCCCUCCCCCGCCUGCCUCGGGAGCCCGAACUCGCUGGAAGUGCAGGAGGGAGCAAAGGCGAGGAGGGACCGGGGAGGGCGGCGGCACCAUGGGGGCCAGGGGCGGCUUCAGGCUGGGGCAGCUCUUCCUCCACUCCCUCCUCUUCCUGCUGCUGGCCGGGCCCCCGGCGCCGCGCCCGGCGGGAGGGCAGCUGCGCUACGCCGUGCCGGAGGAGCUGGAGCACGGAGCCUUCGUGGCCAAUCUGGGUGAGGACCUGGGGCUGGACCUGUCCACUCUGUCAGCGCGGCGGUUCCGCAUCGUGUCACGGGCCGGAGCCAGGCAGCACCUGGAGGUGAACCUGGAGAACGGGAUCCUUUUCGUGAACGAGAGGAUUGACCGGGAGGAGGUGUGCGAGGCGGGGGGGACCUGCCUGCUCCACCUGCAGCUCCUCGUCGAGAGCCCGCUGGAGCUCUACCGCGUCGAGGUGGAGGUGCUGGACAUCAACGACCACGCACCCACCUUUCCCUGGCAAGAGUAUGUGCUGGAGGUGGCCGAGUCCGCUGUGCUUGGUGCCCGCUUCCCACUGGAGAGCGCCCAGGAUCCUGACGUGGGCACCAACUCUGUGCGCACCUACCGCCUCAGCCCCAACGGCUUCUUCUCACUCGAGGUGCAGACACGCAGCGACACCAGCAAGUUUGCAGAGCUGGUGCUGGAGCGCGCCCUCGACCGCGAGCAGCAACGCACCCACCGGCUGCUCCUCACUGCUCUUGAUGGAGGUGUCCCCGAGCGCUCGGGCGCAGCUCACAUCCUCAUCACGGUGCUGGAUGCCAAUGACAACGUGCCUGUCUUUGACCAGCCCUCAUAUGGUGUCAGCCUUCCUGAGGAUGCCCCUGCUGGCACGCUGGUCAUCCAGCUCAAUGCCACUGACCUGGAUGAAGGCCCCAAUGGGGAGAUUGAGUACUCUUUCAGUGGGCACGCACCACUGCGCGUCCGGGAGCUCUUCCACAUAGAGCCCCAGAGCGGGCAGGUGCUGCUGAAGGGCCCUCUGGACUAUGAACGAACAAGCCUCCAUGAGCUCUAUGUGCAAGCCAAGGACCGUGGACCCUCAGCUGUGGCUGUGCACUGCAGGGUGCUUGUGCACCUCCUCGAUGUGAAUGACAAUGCACCAGAAGUGACCCUCACCUCUGUGUCCACACCAGUGCUGGAGGAUGCCCCACCAGGCACUGUUAUUGCUGUCAUCAGCGUUAUGGACCGAGACUCUGGGGACAAUGGGCGUGUGAGCUGUGAGGUCAGCCCUGAUGUACCCUUCGAGCUCCGCUCCUCCUUCCGCAACUACUACACACUGGUGACCACACUGGCACUGGACCGGGAGGUUGUGCCUGAGUACAACAUAAGCAUCACCGCCCGGGACAUGGGCUCCCCUGCCCUGCUCACCCGCAGCACCCUCACUGUCCCAGUGUCCGAUGUGAACGACAACGCCCCACACUUCCUCCAGCCAUCCUACAGUGUCUAUGUGAUGGAGAACAACGCACCAGGUGCCUCCAUCUGCUCUGUCAGCGCAUUGGACCCCGACUGCCAACAAAAUGCCUACCUGUCCUACUCCAUUGCUGAUGGGCACAUCCAUGGCAUGCCGGUGGGCACCUACGUGUCUAUCAACUCAGACAGUGGGCACAUGUAUGCCCUGCGCUCCCUCGAUUAUGAGCAGAUCCGCAGCUUCCAGAUCCAGGUGCAAGCGCAGGAUGCGGGUUUCCCCCCACUGAGUGCCAACGUCACUGUCCACAUCUUUGUGCUGGACCAGAAUGACAACGCUCCAGUCAUUGUUUCCCCCAUGCCACGCAACGGCUCCGUGGCCACGGAGCUGGUGCCGCGUUCAGCCAGGCCUGGCUACCUCGUGGGCACGGUGUCAGCGGUGGAUGCAGAUGCAGGGCUGAACUCCCGCCUCUCCUACCAACUCCUCCAGGCCACUGACUUCACCCUCUUCAGCAUGGCACCAGACACGGGCGAGCUGCGCACCCUCCGCUCCUUUCUGGAGCAGGAUGCGACCCGGCAGCAGCUGGUGGUGCAGGUGAGGGACGGGGGACAGCCAGCCCUCUCUGCCACCAUGUCCCUCCUGCUUUCUGUGGUAGAGACCAUGCCUCAGACUUUCUCUGGCUUCAGCGAGUUCAGCCUCCCCACGGAGCCUUCCUCAUCCUCCCCACUCACCCUCUACCUUCUCGUCUCCCUGGGCUCUAUCUCCUUCACCUUCCUCCUUGCCAUCCUCAUCCUCACAGCCAUUCGGUGCCGUGGAGAGCGGUGCUCCCAUGGAGGUGGUGGUUGCUUACCACCCUGCUGCGGCUGCUGCCCCGGCUCCAGACCCUCCUCUGAUGGCCUGAAGACAUCAAACCUGACAGCACAGCCCCCUGCAGGGACCACGGCUGCCACCUGCCUCGACAUGCCUGGAGGUGGUCCCCCGGGCUACUGCUACAAGGUCUGCCUUGGUCCUGAGUCUGCACAGAGUGACUUCAUGUUCCUCAAACCCUGCACCCCCCCGCGGAACAAUGAGAAGGACUCUGGGAAGCGGUCUCAGCCAGGCCAGCAUCUCCAGGUCUCAAAGCAGAUCAAACAGCCCAACACAGACUGGCUGACCCCAAGCAUGCAGCGACCUGCCCUGAAAAGCUCCCAGAGCCUGGAGGACAUGGGGGAAAUCCGUAAAGCCCUCCAGAAGGAGCACGAGAGGCUGUGCACACUGGUGACUCCUGUCUCUGAGUUUCAGAAGGCUUCAGCAGGCACCAACAGCAUCUGGACACCCCAGUACAGCCCCUUGUACCCAGGGCACAUCCCACCCCUGGAUUACCAGCACAAUGUCUACAUCCCUGGCACCCCUACUCUUCUUUCCAGCAAGGAUGGGCCUCUCUACCUGGGCCGGGAGAACAAGAACAGCUUCUCCACCUUUGGCAAGAGGAAGAAGAUGACAACUUACUGUGACAUGCAUGACAAUGUGGUUAUCAACAACGACCUGAAAUAGGGACCAGAGCUGGGCCUGGGUGGCACUGCUCCACACUCUGGGUAUCACUGACAUUUCAGCUGCCAGGUCUACCCGCAGCACACAGCAUGUAUGGACCACUCAGGACUUUGGGGGGCUUCUGGGAUAGAGCUCACCAGGAGUGUGGGGAAAGGAUUUAAGGAGCAAGAGACUAAAAAGUGAUGGGGGACAUCAUUUCCCCCAUCUCAUCCUGCAGAGCUGUGUUGGCAGCAGGUGCUAUUGGGGGUCCAUAUGACCAGAUCAAAGCAAAUCUGCCUUGAGUUUACCCAUUACCACGUCCCCUUAGGGACUGUCCAUCUCUGUAAACAUUGUCAAUUCUUUGUCUUGUCUGGCUGUGAAUGUACUGAGCUGCAUGCCUGUAUUUCUGUCCCAGUAGGCAUGGAAAAUGUAUGCAGACCAAGCCUAGUUCAGUCAAGCCUGACCAUAAAUACUAGGACAGCAACCAUUGCUUUGUCCCUGAGAUCUAGUGGGAUGUGUUGCAUGUCCAGAGCAGCUUUUGGUGUCUGUCUUCUGUGGGAAGUGAAUGCAAACCCCAGCAAGUAUGGGUGCUUCUUUUCAAACCCUGAUCCAACCCUUUCUGGGUUGGAGAUCCAAAUCCAGUACACAACCAGGAUCCAGGACACAGCCAGUCUGCUUCAGGAACAGCAGGGGCUGAGCACACACAGAUUGGAUGGCCAGAACUGUCAGCUUAAGCAGCUGAGAGAUGCACCAGGUGAGACCCUGCUGGGUAACACUCUACCCCAAGGCAACAUCAUCUGGACAAAAGACAGUUUCCAGCCAUCAGAGGUGCCCAGCAGAGGUGACAUCCUCUUCCCUCCUCCCCUUGCCCUCACCCUCACUGGGAUGUCUGUUCUCCCCAGGUCCUGAAUGCUUGGGGGACCCCCUGCACUGGGGGCCCCACCUGUAUAGGGCAGACAUCUACUGUGCCCUGCUUCUCUUUAAGGACUCUUAUCUGGCUCUCAGAACCCCUCCAGGGCAGGAAUCCAGCCCCAGAAGAGCCUCUCCCCUGCCCUGACCACCCUACACCUGUCCACCCAGUCUGUCUGACACCAUUGCCAAUCGCUGCUGUCACAGGACAGUUCAUUUCCAAUCUGUGCAGAACACAACAGCUCUUUCUCAACCAAGUUUGCUUCACGAUGUCUGAUUUGUACCAAUAAAUUGUAUUUUAAUAGCUCA
Pezoporus occidentalis (night parrot) is the source of this 4673-nucleotide messenger RNA. RefSeq names its product protocadherin-10-like. Gene Ontology annotation, molecular function: calcium ion binding. The record is from RefSeq and is a predicted model, not a curated record. Gene Ontology annotation, cellular component: plasma membrane. The coding region runs from base 585 to 3479 and encodes 964 amino acids. Lineage: Eukaryota; Metazoa; Chordata; Aves; Psittaciformes; Psittacidae. Gene Ontology annotation, biological process: homophilic cell-cell adhesion. The transcript has 4 exons.